Ziziphus jujuba (common jujube) is the source of this 4259-nucleotide messenger RNA. RefSeq names its product DNA polymerase delta catalytic subunit. The record is from RefSeq and is a predicted model, not a curated record. Gene Ontology annotation, molecular function: 3'-5'-DNA exonuclease activity; DNA binding; DNA-directed DNA polymerase activity. Gene Ontology annotation, cellular component: delta DNA polymerase complex. Gene Ontology annotation, biological process: DNA-templated DNA replication; DNA replication proofreading; base-excision repair, gap-filling. The transcript has 31 exons. The coding region runs from base 624 to 3959 and encodes 1111 amino acids. NCBI's taxonomy places the organism in Eukaryota, Viridiplantae, Streptophyta, Magnoliopsida, Rosales, Rhamnaceae.
AAUUGAAAGGAGCUGUUUAUGAUAGACCAUUUAUCUAACCAAAAAGCUUUAGCAUAAUCACAAUGAACAAAAAUAUGUAAUAUAUAUUUUGAGAAUUAGAUUCAAAAAAGGACAAUCAAUAUUUGCCAAAUUCAAAAAUCUUUUUAAGUUCUUGAAAAACAAGGAAGAGAAUUAGAGACAAUUCUCUUUAAAAAGAAUUUCAACAUUUCAUGAAUUUUCAUUUUCCAUAAAUUUUUCUAAAUCUUCAAAUUUUGAGAAGAAAAUGGUGAAACCUUGUCAAACCUUUGAACUCUGCAAAUUGAUUUGAUAUUAUAUGGUUCAUAAUAAUAUAAUGGUUGGGCUAUAACACGUAAUUCUAAGAAAACAAUGAAAUUCAUAAAUAAAAUAAAAAUUUAAGUGGAUGAUACGUAAUUAUAACAGAAUAAUAAAGAUGAUUUGCAAUUUUUUUUUUUUUUCCCCAAAAGAAGACAGGUCAGGUGCGAUGCACGUGACAAAAAACCCCCAAUCUCAAAACUGGCGGGAAUCCUGAUUGUCGAACUUGGAAUCGCUCACUUUUUCCCUCCUGGACACUGUGUCAGUAUCAUUCUCAAGCGAAGCCAAGGCGAAACCCUCCGGAAAACGCCAUGAAUAAAGGCUCCGGAAGAAAACGCCCGCCACCUUCUACUCAGCAGAAUGCUUCUCCGGCGAACCCUCCUCCAAAGCACCAUGCGGGGGCUUCCCUGGAAGACGAAUUUCUCGACGAGGACGUUUUCCUCGACGAAACCCUCAUCUCCGAGGACCAAGAAUCCCUCAUUCUCCGCCAUCUCCAGGACCGCCAGGCCCUCGCCUCACGCCUCUCCAAGUGGGUCCGACCUCCUCUCUCCGAUUCUUACCUCUCUCAGUCCCAGAGCGUUGUUUUUCAGCAAUUGGAAAUUGAUUAUGUGAUCGGAGAGAGCCAUAGACAAUUGCUGCCGAAUUCAUCUGGACCUGCUGCUAUCAUCAGAAUCUUUGGCGUUACUAGGGAAGGACAUAGUGUUUGCUGCCAUGUUCAUGGGUUUGAGCCAUAUUUCUACAUCAUGUGCCCUCCAGGAAUGGGGCCUGAUGAUAUAUCCCACUUUCUUCAAAUUCUAGAGGGGAGGAUGAGAGAGGCCAAUAGGAACAGUAGAGUACCCAGAUUUGUCCGUCGUAUUGAAUUGGUGCGGAAGGGGAGUAUUAUGUACUACGACCAGCAGGAUUCUCAUCCCUUUCUCAAAAUUGUCGUUGCUUUGCCAACAAUGGUGGCCAGCUGUCGUGGUAUACUCGACAGAGGUAUUCAAAUUGAUGGCUUGGGUAUGCAGCAAUUCAUGACAUAUGAAAGCAAUGUUCUUUUUGCUCUCCGUUUCAUGAUCGAUUGCAACAUUGUUGGUGGCAACUGGAUUGAAGUUUCUGCUGGAAAAUAUUCAAAGGCAGCCAAGAAUUUGUCUUACUGCCAAUUAGAGUUUGAUUGCCUAUAUUCAGAUAUUAUGAGCCACCCCCCAGAAGGAGAAUUUUCAAAGAUGGCUCCAUUUCGUAUUUUAAGUUUUGAUAUUGAGUGUGCUGGCCGUAAAGGUCACUUUCCUGAGCCCAAUCAUGAUCCUGUCAUCCAGAUGGCCAACUUAGUGACCUUGCAGGGAGAGAACCAGCCAUUAAUCCGUAAUGUUAUGACCCUCAAGUCAUGCUCUCCUAUAGUUGGUGUUGAUGUGAUGUCAUUUGAUUCAGAAAAAGAAGUCUUGCUAGCUUGGAGGGAUUUUAUUCGUGAAGUGGACCCUGAUAUCAUAAUUGGAUAUAACAUCUGCAAGUUUGAUCUGCCAUAUCUCAUUGAGAGAGCUGAGGCCUUGGGAAUAGCUGAAUUUCCAAUACUGGGUCGUAUCAGAAACAGUAGGGUUAGGGUCAAAGAUACAACUUUUUCUUCAAGGCAGUACGGAACGAGGGAAAGUAAAGAAGUAUCAAUUGAAGGGAGAGUCCAAUUUGAUUUGCUCCAGGUUAUGCAACGUGAUUAUAAAUUAAGUUCUUAUUCAUUAAAUUCUGUUUCAUCACACUUUCUUUCAGAGCAGAAAGAGGAUGUCCACCAUUCUAUAAUAUCUGAUCUCCAGAAUGGGAAUGCAGAAACUAGGAGACGGCUUGCUGUGUAUUGUCUGAAGGAUGCUUAUCUCCCACAGCGCCUUUUAGACAAAUUGAUGUUCAUGUACAAUUAUGUGGAGAUGGCUCGAGUCACGGGUGUUCCCAUCUCUUUUCUUCUUUCCAGAGGGCAAAGUAUUAAGGUACUUUCUCAACUUCUUAGGAAGGCAAAACAAAAGAAUCUUGUUCUUCCUAAUGUCAAACAGGCAGGAUCUGAACAAGGAACAUAUGAAGGAGCCACUGUUUUGGAGGCCAAGGCGGGAUUUUAUGAAAAGCCGAUUGCAACAUUGGAUUUUGCAUCUUUGUAUCCAUCAAUUAUGAUGGCAUAUAAUCUAUGUUACUGCACAUUGGUGAAACCUAAAGAUCUUCGUGAAUUGAAUCUGCCUCCAGAAUGUCUUAACAGAACUCCAUCCGGCGAAACAUUUGUUAAACCAAAUUUGCAGAAGGGAGUACUUCCUGAAAUUCUUGAAGAACUUUUAGCUGCUCGUAAGAGAGCAAAAGCAGACUUGAAGGAAGCAAAGGAUCCCUUGGAGAAGGCAGUGUUAGAUGGUCGACAGCUCGCCUUAAAGAUAAGUGCAAAUUCUGUGUAUGGAUUUACUGGAGCAACUAUUGGCCAAUUACCAUGUUUAGAGAUAUCUUCUAGUGUCACAAGCUAUGGUCGACAAAUGAUUGAGCACACAAAAAAACUUGUCGAAGAUAAAUUCAACAAGUGCGGGGGAUAUGAUCACAAUGCUGAGGUCAUAUAUGGAGACACAGACUCGGUUAUGGUGCAAUUUGGUGUGUCUACUGUGGAAGAAGCAAUGAGCUUAGGUAGAGAAGCAGCUGAGCAUAUCACAGGAACUUUCAUAAAGCCUAUCAAACUAGAGUUUGAGAAGGUUUACUAUCCAUACCUUCUGAUAAGCAAGAAGAGAUAUGCUGGUCUGUUGUGGACAAAACCGAACAAGUUUGACAAAAUGGACACCAAAGGUAUUGAAACUGUUCGAAGGGACAAUUGUUUAUUGGUAAAAAAUCUGAUAACUGAGUGUCUGCACAAGAUACUAAUUGACAGGGAUAUCCCUGGUGCAAAACAAUAUGUCAAGAACACAAUUUCAGAUCUUCUUAUGAACCGCAUGGAUUUGUCGCUAUUGGUUAUCACUAAGGGUCUGACGAAGACUGGAGAUGAUUAUGAAGUGAAGGCAGCUCAUGUGGAGCUUGCUGAGCGCAUGCGUAAGACACUGAAUUUUGUCUCUGGAACACAAAGAUUCUUACUCUAUUUCCCAUCUGAGCAGAGAGAUGCUGCCACUGCUCCUAAUGUUGGGGAUAGGGUACCUUAUGUCAUUGUCAAAGCCGCAAAAGGUGCCAAGGCAUAUGAGAGGUCAGAGGAUCCCAUCUAUGUGCUUGAGAAUAACAUUCCAAUUGACACUCAAUACUAUCUUGAAAAUCAAAUUAGCAAGCCGCUCUUAAGAAUUUUCGAUCCCAUUUUGCCAAAUGCAAGCAAGGAGCUUCUCCAUGGAAGUCAUACCAGAUCCAUCUCCAUCUCAACACCCUCAAACAGUGGCAUAAUGAAAUUUGCAAAGAAACAACUUAGUUGCAUCGGUUGCAAAGCUCUAUUAAGCAAUACAGACCGAACUCUCUGCUCACACUGUAAGGGGAGGGAGGCUGAACUCUACUGCAAAACUGUGGCUAGUGUGUCUGAGCUAGAAAUGCUUUUUGCAAAGCUCUGGACACAGUGCCAGGAGUGCCAAGGCUCUCUUCAUCAGGAUGUUCUUUGCACAAGUCGGGAUUGUCCAAUAUUUUAUCGGAGGAAGAAGGCACAGAAGGACAUGGCUGAAGCAAGAACGCAACUAGACCGCUGGAGUUUUUGAAGUUUUUAAUUGGUACUUUUUUACAGGCUUUUGUAGAGUAGCCCUUUUUUGAGAUUGUUUACCCACAUAUGGAUGCACUGCUAUGUACACAAUUAUAUUUCUGUGCGGUCUGCUAAUCAAAUUAGCGUUUUGUAAUUAAUUAAUGGAAAAAUUAUAGGAUUUCUGUGCAGUCUGCUAAACAGAUUAGCAUUUUUGUAAUAAGUUUAUUGUGAAAACGAUAUGGAAGGGCUGGAUUUAAGCUGCCAGCCUCUUACAAGUAAAGGCUUACUACGACUACUACUAUUAUUAUUUUUUGGGUAA